UAAAGACGCCUGGCUUGCAAACGCCUUUGUUUGGCCCCGUUAGCAGGGGGCUGUCCCAGAGGUGCUGCAGUACCGGACUUGGUGUCGAGAGUUGGAGCAGCAAGUGGAAGCAGGAGGGUCACGACACUGUUGUGCCUGGAAGAAGCCACGAGCUCCAGAGAUACCCAACAAAUGGAGGGGAACGCGAUGGAUGCUAGCAGUAGUGAAGGGAACACAAGAAUUUGACUAAACAUUUCCUUUCUUCUUAAGGGAUCCCUUCCAGGCAGGUGGGAAGCCACAGAAGACCACAGCCUGGAGAAAGCACUGCUUCAGGUGGAAGAGGAGCAGCAAAGGUGUGAGAAUCUGGCAGAAGUGAACGCUCUCCUGCGGGAGCACCUCGAUAGAGCGAAUGAGGUUAAUUCAGCCCUUAAAGCAGAUGUUGGAAAGCUGACGGCGGAUUGGAUGAGGGCCCGUCAGGAGCUGGAAUUGAAGGAGAGUGAAUGGCGCAACGAACGUGAGCUUUAUGACAACUGCUUGAGGGGUGAACAUAACCGUCUACUCAGCCUGUGGCGUCAGGUGGUAACCUUCCGCCGUCAUUUCCUGGAAAUGAAGACUGCCACUGACCGAGAUUUGUCAGAGCUGAAGGCAGAGCAAAUGAGGCUUUCUGGAGCUAUACUUGUCAACUGCUCCCGUCUAAACUCUGGCAUGCACCUCUGGGAGUCCAUCGCUCUGGGCAGACCUGUCCUGAAGGAUCAGGCACAGCAGCAAGCGGAACAGGAAAUAAGCCAGAAGGCUCAGGAAGUGAUGUGCUUACAAGUCAAGGGGGACCUGGAGAAGAAGGAGCUUCAGGACAGGGUGAUGGAGCUCUCGGCCUUGCUUGUACAGUCUCGGAAGCAGAACGAGGAGAAGGAGAAGACCGUGAAAACGCUUACCGACACUGUCGAGAUUCUAGAAGCAAGUUGUUUAGAGAAAGAAUAUGAAGCUUCCUUGACUAAAAGAGCCAAAGAAGAGAAUCUUUCCCUCCAGAAGCUGAUAAAAGACAUAACUGAGGUGGUGUUAGAUGACAGUGACAGCACAGUCAGCAUUAUCUGCACUGACAGUUCCCAGCAUGCAGAGUCCAGCAACGUCCUCCCUUGUCUGAGCUCCGUUGAUGCAGAGCAUGCCUUUGUAUUGGUUCAGGAAGCACUGGCAAGGAGGCGAGGAGCAAGGCAGGCCCUAAAAGAAGAGCUUUCUGCCAGGCAGGACUCUAUCAAUUUCCUGCAGCACCAGCACAGACAGCAGGAAGAGCAGUGCAGGAAGCUGCAGCAAAGGCUUGAGCAACUGGAGGAGGAAUGCAAGACGUCCAGCAGCCACCGGCAGCACCUCCAGUCUCUGGUAGAAGCACUCAGAAGUGACUGUGCAAACCUCGAGAAAACCAGGGAAGAGCUACAGCAACAGCUUGAAGUAACGGAGCAAGAAGCCUCGCGUCUGCGUCAAAGUAACACUGAACUGCAGCUGAAGGAAGAUUCAGCGCAGGGGGAGAAGGUGGAGCAGCAACGGACGAUGGAGAGAGCGCGUCGUGACCAGGAGCUCCUACUGAAGGACUUGGCUGCACUUGAAGGAAAACAUUCACUAUUACAGAGUGAGUUGGUAGUCGCGAGAGAGACACUGGAGGAAUCGCACCUUCAGAGGGAUCUGCUGAAGCAAGAGAAGCAUGAGCUUGCCAUGGCGCUGGAGAAGGCAGAGCGGUCGGUAGCAGAGUUGACAGGGGCUCAGAAUAAGCUGAGUGCUGAAAUAGCUGAUCUACGUGUUGCAACAGCGAACACGAGCGGUAUCAAUGAAGCUCUUGCACUGGAUAAAGCGCAACUGAACAAACUUGUGCUGCAGCUGGAGCAAGAGAAUGAAGUUCUGUCAGGAAAAGUGGACGGGAUGGAGAGAGCAAAGAUCUCUGACCAGGAGAAGCUAGACUUGUGUAGAAGAACAAAUGAGGAGCUCUGCGCCGAGAAAGCCCACCUGGAGCAGCUGCUGAAGAAAGCAGAGGAGCAACAGGACAUCAUUGCAAGGAGAUUUCUGCUCAGAGCCUGUGCAGUGUUUUGGAGAAAUAAGUGUAUUGAAAAAAUAAAACCAGACAAAAAGUCUUUGUAUACAGUAUAGAAACCGACAGGAACAACCUAAUGUGGAGGGCUGUGUGGAGACUGACAAGGCAUGCUGUGAUGGAGUGCUUUGGAAAAGGAAGAAAUUUUACCUGCUCCUCGGGUUCACCCUGCUUUUCCAGGCCUACGACUGACCCCAUCCACACAAGCCAGCACCGGUUUUGUCCCACCGCUGCUUCUGCUGGGGAACCUGCAGUGAACGCUGUCCUCUGCACUAUUAUCUUACUUCAGGACUCAUGCUUGAAGCAAGCCCCCUGCCACAGUUCACCUGGUACAGCAGGUCCCCAACUUGGCUCCUG
This is a messenger RNA of Pygoscelis adeliae (Adelie penguin), 2410 nucleotides long. Its product is annotated as centrosome-associated protein CEP250-like. NCBI's taxonomy places the organism in Eukaryota, Metazoa, Chordata, Aves, Sphenisciformes, Spheniscidae. Bases 442 to 2112 code for a protein of 556 amino acids. The transcript is spliced from 14 exons. The record is from RefSeq and is a predicted model, not a curated record. Gene Ontology annotation, biological process: cilium assembly.